AUGCCCAUCGACGACAUCGCGACCGUGCUCACGCCGCCAGUUGACGAGCAUGAGAGCAUCCUGGCCGGUCGCUCCACAUGUCCACUGGAGGAACUGCGCAUUCACGCAGCGCACACUGCCAACGCCGCGCCCUCUUCACGCGAUACCCUCAGUGACGAUGGCCCGAUACACGCCCCAGCACAGCAGCCAACGCCGCCUCCUACCGAUGACCCAGCAUCGCCUGCGCGUACACACUCGUCGUCAGAAACGCACCCGAAACCCAUAGAAACGUCUGUCGAAGGCCCUCUCAGAGACAUACCCACACCAAUGAGCACGGUGGACGAUGGUGCUGAAGAACCACGGCACGCGCAUGCCUCACCGCUUUCAGCAACGGCACCAACGACCGCCGCCUGGUCGCAACAGAGAUACCCCACACCGCCGUACUCAGCUCACAGAUUUCUUCCAAACUCCUCGUCAUCGCUGCUUCGCCCCGGCAGUCGCUUCAGAGGAAACCAAACCUCCGAUCGGCAGCAAUACGAGGUAGAAGUCGAGAUCAAAUAUGUAGACAUGCGCGACUCGUUCCUAUGCGGAUAUUUGCGCAUCAAAGGCCUGACGGAAGACCACCCAAGCUUGACCACAUACUUUGAAGGCGAAAUCAUUGGCAGCAAAUAUACCUUCAUUACACAGCAUCCCGAGUGGGGCUCGAAUGAGAAAGUCGACCGGCAACACUGGGGUAGAUUCUCUGCCUACAAGCCGCUCUCCAAAUACUCGUCGCGGCCAGAGUUGGUUUCAAAAGACUGGAUGCAGAAGGAACAUCUCUUCAUGCGCUGGAAGGAGUAUUUUCUGGUUCCGGAUCACCGCGUCAAAACCAUAAACGGGGCGAGCUUUGAGGGGUUCUACUACAUCUGCUUCAACCAGGUCUCUGGCAGCAUCGAAGGAAUAUACUUCCACGCUAAGAGCGAGAAAUUCCAGAAGUUGCAGCUGGAACACGUUGAGGACCAUGGGUGUCAGGGCGCAAUCGAAUUUAGAUGA
Messenger RNA from Paraphaeosphaeria sporulosa, 1011 nucleotides. RefSeq lists its product as uncharacterized. The transcript has 4 exons. Gene Ontology annotation, biological process: protein catabolic process in the vacuole; protein targeting to vacuole; proteasome-mediated ubiquitin-dependent protein catabolic process. The record is from RefSeq and is a predicted model, not a curated record. Gene Ontology annotation, cellular component: GID complex; extrinsic component of membrane. The coding region runs from base 1 to 1011 and encodes 336 amino acids. NCBI's taxonomy places the organism in Eukaryota, Fungi, Ascomycota, Dothideomycetes, Pleosporales, Didymosphaeriaceae.